Messenger RNA from Daldinia caldariorum, 645 nucleotides. RefSeq lists its product as uncharacterized. Bases 1 to 645 code for a protein of 214 amino acids. Lineage: Eukaryota; Fungi; Ascomycota; Sordariomycetes; Xylariales; Hypoxylaceae. The record is from RefSeq and is a predicted model, not a curated record. The transcript has a single exon.
AUGAAGUUCACCGCGUUCCGGGAAGGCUCUUCUUUCCUCUUCUUCUUUUCUUUCCUAAGCUCCAUUCUCUUGCUUUCUUGGCAAGCCUCCACUGCUCUCGCCCUUCCUACAGACACGUCCAGCCUUGUCGAUGUUCGCGCUCUCACGAUCCCCAACGAGGAACAGGUAGACGAGCUCAUCCAGGACCCCAGCAAGUUCUCUUCCUGGGCCAAACUUGGGGAGCCAAAAGUCGAUACGGCCAUCUUCUUCACCGGUCAGAGCAACAAGAACAUCAACAAUAUUGUAAUAUGGGCGAAUGGGGUCGGCCUCACGUCCGUACGCAACAUCUGGAACAGCGACAACUUUGUCCACAAGGGUCAAUACCCAAAGGUCUCGGACGCGAAGUUCAAGGACUUCCAGAGGGCUUUCUCUACAUACUACGCGGAUCAGACUAAGGGCACUGCGUACCUCGUCUUCCCGCACAGCCAGACCCCCAAGGCCGAUGGGAUUUUCUGGAGCAUAGAGCUCGAGCGUAUAAUUGACAACGCCAAGGUUGGAAAGAUCAUCUGGAUCGACCAGAGCAGGAUUGGGGAUUCUAACUACGACUGGAAAACGGAGCAAAAGGUCUACUGGCAGCAGGGCCAAGAAAAGCCUGCUGGUGCUUAA